AUGAAUAAUUUUGAAGACAAUCAGCAGAAAGGUCCACCACCAUAUGAGACAACAGUCGACUCAAACACAAAUGUCGAUGGAAUACCACAAACAACAGAAAAAUAUGAGUCUUAUCCACCAUUGUCACAACCAUCUAAUAAUCCUGAACAUAUGCCACAAACAUUACCGAUUGUCAUUGGUGCAUCAGUUUUUGGACCACGUUCCUGUACAAUGACUUGCUUCAAUUGCAAUAAAGCCAUUGUUACGGAAACACAUACGCGUGCCGGUUUACUAGCAUACACGAUCUGUGGAAUACUGCUACUUUUUGGUUUUUAUUUUACAGUUGCUGGCUUGGUUGCUGCUUAA
Molecule: messenger RNA, 345 nt
Organism: Acanthocheilonema viteae
Lineage: Eukaryota; Metazoa; Nematoda; Chromadorea; Rhabditida; Onchocercidae
Source: the annotation of a GenBank genome assembly